This is a messenger RNA of Halichondria panicea, 498 nucleotides long. RefSeq names its product ATP synthase subunit g, mitochondrial-like. The record is from RefSeq and is a predicted model, not a curated record. Bases 70 to 393 code for a protein of 107 amino acids. NCBI's taxonomy places the organism in Eukaryota, Metazoa, Porifera, Demospongiae, Suberitida, Halichondriidae. The transcript has 2 exons. Gene Ontology annotation, molecular function: proton-transporting ATP synthase activity, rotational mechanism. Gene Ontology annotation, biological process: proton motive force-driven ATP synthesis.
GUAUGGGCGGGGCUCAACACCGCUUGCACGUGACCUAGUGUAACAUUGGACUGACCCUGACCUUGUCAAAUGGCUGGUAGAUUAGCCUCUCUGGGAACCAAACUGGUCUCAAAGACCACAUCUACAGCAUCAACUGUCCUCAGAACAGCCCAGCCACACUUACAGACGUUCUGGGGUCAUGCUCGAGUGGAGUUAGGCCCACCCACCCCCGGACAAUGGCCACAAAUAAAGACCGGCCUCUCUAAGCUCUGGAAUUCCACACUAGCAGGACGAUUCCUAGAUGUGUCAGUGUCCGAGGCAACAAGAAAUACACUUAUUGCUGUUGAAACAGGUUGCUGGUUCUAUGUAGGACAAAUAAUUGGCAGGAAGAGCUUGAUCGGUUACAAAGUGUGAACUGUGGAACACUGGUUGUAGAUCUAGCAUUAUCAUUCUAUUAGAGGUGUAAUGACUCUAUGUUCAUGUUAGUCUGAUAGUAAUAUUUUGUCUAAAACCUCAAAA